This is a messenger RNA of Pollicipes pollicipes, 834 nucleotides long. RefSeq names its product protein YIPF5-like. NCBI's taxonomy places the organism in Eukaryota, Metazoa, Arthropoda, Thecostraca, Pollicipedomorpha, Pollicipedidae. Gene Ontology annotation, cellular component: trans-Golgi network. Bases 1 to 480 code for a protein of 159 amino acids. The transcript has 4 exons. The record is from RefSeq and is a predicted model, not a curated record. Gene Ontology annotation, biological process: endoplasmic reticulum to Golgi vesicle-mediated transport; vesicle fusion with Golgi apparatus.
AUGAGUCGCCACGACGAGCGUCCGACGCUGUCGGCGCUGAACCCGUUUCGCCAGACGGACGCUGAGAUACUGCAGGACACGGACCUGGCCGGCCCACUUUGCUUCUGUCUGGCAUUCGGCGCCUUCCUUCUAUUGACGGGCAAGCUGCAUUUCGGCUACAUCUACGGCAUCGGCAUGAUGGGCUGCGUUGCCAUGUACUUCCUGCUCAACCUCAUGUCGAUGCAGGGCGUCAGCAUGGGCGUCGUCGUCUCCGUGCUGGGUUACUGCCUGCUGCCUAUGGUGGUGCUCUCCGGAGUCUCCAUCGUCCUUUCGCUUCAGGGCACGCUGGGGAUGCUGCUGGCCGGACUGACGAUCCUCUGGUGCAGCCUCUCCGCCUCGAAGCUGUUCGUGACGGCGCUGGUCAUGGACCACCAGCAGCCGCUGGUCGGCUACCCGUGCGCCCUGCUGUACGGCGUAUUCGCGCUGCUCACCAUCUUCUGAAGCGGCGGGCGCCACCCGCCCGCUGCCGGGGUCGGUGGGUUGCGGCGCUGCGCACCAUGCCGUUGCGGCGCGGCCGUCUGGCUCGUCAGCUGCUGAUGGUGGACGUCUUUCGCGUCAUUCAUGCACGACGCCCACCGGCCUGAGCACGCGCUGUGCCGCCAGCGUGGAUGCUGACGCUGAUACGGACCCAUCUGUGCGGUAGUACAUUGGACGGGAUGUUGUACAGCGUAUGCAUGAAAUGCGCAUGCAUGCUCCUGUAAGGACAGCACUCGGUGAACUCGGUGUCGGUGAAUUGCAGAGCUUUGUGAAUGGCAGACACAAAACUGACUUUGAGCCUAAUAAAGAGUGUUGAGA